AUGUCUUUGAAAAUGUUUUCCUGCAGAGUUUUGAGUAAACUUGUAAACCACGAGUUUGUCGCCUCCAAAAAAACGCUCAGUGCACGAGAUGCAGCAGCUGUCUUGCUGGGACGGAGCUCCGCGCGCGGCUACUACAACAGCGGCAAGGCCAGCCAACCAGGGCCGGGCAAGGCGGCCCAUGUCCGGGUUGUGGACCUCCGCAGCGACACGGUGACCAAACCCGGGCCGGCGAUGAGGCAGGCCAUGGCGGAGGCCGAGGUGGGAGAUGACGUUAUGAGAGAAGACCCGAGUGUUAACGAGUUGCAGGAAAUUGCAGCUGAGAUGUUUCAAAUGGAGGCCGCUCUGUUUGUUCCCUCUGGGACCAUGAGUAAUCUCAUAGCAGUGAUGGUGCACUGCAGGGAGCGGGGCGAUGAGAUGAUUGUGGGCGAUCUGUCACAUUUACACAUCUAUGAGCAGGGAGGGAGUGCACAGCUUGCUGGUGUCCACGCCACCACAGUGGACAAUCUGCCCGAUGGAUCAUUUGACUUGGAGCAGCUAGAAUCGAAGAUCCGCCAUGGGUACCCAGACCCCCACUACCCCCGCUCACGCCUCAUAUGUGUGGAGAACACACACAACAUACAGGGAGGGCGAGUGCUGCCUCUGACCUUCCUGCAGGAGGUCCGUGCUCUUGCAGAUAGAUAUGGUCUGUCAGUUCACAUGGAUGGAGCCCGGGUGAUGAACGCUGCUGUGGCCAUGGGGCUGCCUCCAUCCACCAUACUGCAGCACACACACACCGUCAGUGUGUGCCUCUCCAAGGGUCUGGGUUCCCCGGUGGGAACCAUACUGGCUGGACCCAAAGACUUCAUAACCCGGGCAGUGCGGUGCCGUAAAGCCCUGGGUGGGGGGAUGCGGCAGGCUGGUAUCCUUGCAGCAGCUGGAAAACUGUCUUUACUAGAGAUGGUUGGAAGACUGGAGGAAGAUCACCACAAUGCAAAAACCUUUGCUCAAGCUCUGCUUGAAUGUGACCCUGCUGUAUUCGCUGUAGACAUGGCCACCGUGGAGACAAACAUCCUGCGUUUCCGUAUACAGGAGCCCACUUUAAGCCCCUCUGAGUUCUGUGCUCGCAUGGCUGAGGUUGGCGAAGGAGAGGAGGCAGCACUGGGACAGGGGAUACAAGUUCUCAUGUACCCCCAUUUUUCUAAUACAGUACGGGCUGUAUGGCAUCUUGGGAUUUCUCCUGAAGAUACGCAGCUAGCCAUCCAGAAAAUGCAACUUGUGGCUUCGCAGCAUAUAAAGGAAAAAGUCAGGGCCCAGUAAAACCUGAUUAUUCCAAGAUAUGUAUUCUUAUCACCAGGACUGAUCGUAGAAAAAGUACACAGACCAAUCUAGAUAGAGACGUCAGGAUGUCAAACACGCGACAAUUACUGUAUACUUGGAGUCACUUUUUGAAUCUUUAUAUCAUUAUUCAUCACAAUUCAUUAAGUUUUCUGUGAUUCUUAUUAAAUGUGAUGAACUGCUCUCUCGAGAAACAGUCUGUUUCCUUUUUUAUUUAUAAUGUCUGUUAUAUUUUCAGUGAAGUGACACAGUGUAAAGCCAACAAGAUAUUGGGUACACUUGCUCCAUUUUGUGCAAUAACAAUAUUACAACAUAAAAACUUAAGGAUUUCUUAU
Molecule: messenger RNA, 1649 nt
Organism: Trematomus bernacchii (emerald rockcod)
Lineage: Eukaryota; Metazoa; Chordata; Actinopteri; Perciformes; Nototheniidae
Gene: tha1
Product: threonine aldolase 1
Exons: 7
Coding region: 1-1296 (431 amino acids)
Biological process (GO): glycine biosynthetic process; L-threonine catabolic process
Cellular component (GO): cytosol
Molecular function (GO): L-allo-threonine aldolase activity
Source: RefSeq, a predicted model, not a curated record